CGUCACGUUAGUACACAAGAUGGCAGUGGCGACUCCGUGCGGAACGAAUCGCUGCGGCAAUGAACGAAAACAGCUGAGAAAAGAACUAGAGAGGGGCCGGAAAAACCUCAUUGCGUAUAUUGGUCUUGAAUGCGUUGUGGAAAGCCUUUUUGGCCUUGACUUCGUGAAGAAGAUAUCUCCCUUCAAAGAUGACGAGGAGGAUGAGCAGACCUGCCAGGACUGGAAGGGGGAAGAGAAGUGUCUGCUGUGCCAGGCCAGACAGCAGGCCGUGGAGGAUACCAUUGCUCAGCACCAGGCCUACAUAGACAAGCUGGAGUGCGGCUUGACCAACGGCCGAGCUGGCCGGCCGGAGCACACGUCGCAUCAGCAGAGGCUGCAGCGGGCGGAACAGUGGCUGGCCAAAUCAGUGAAUGAUAUCCACACCCAUGAGGUGGAGUAUGGCUCGGACGGAGAGCAGAAUCAGCCACUGGACCUCAGCCGGCAGGGCAAUCUGGAGAGGGAGGCUGCCCUGAGUGAGGGGGUGCUGGGCCUCUCCAAUAAGCAGCACAUGCUCAAAGUGCCCUCGGUCACGGUCCACAGGCCAGCCAAGAAUAAAAUGGGUCGGCCCACCAAAGGGUAUGGCUCGGCCUCCUACACCCAGGACGACUUGAAGCUGGCCCUUCAGGAAGUCCGGUCUGGCAAGGUGGGCACCCGGCGCGCUGCCAUGCUGUUUGGCAUCCCCCGUUCGACCAUCCGCAACCACCUCAACCGCCACAGCUUCCUUGUUGUGGAGGAGGACAGUGACAUCUUGGAGGCGCAGGAGCUGGCCGACUUUGGCGGCCGGGGGAAGGGCGGCCUGGAGGAUGGGCUCGGUCCCGACGGGAAGCCCCUGUCCAAUGGCAGCAGGUUCCACGCCCAGGACGAAGGCGAGGACAUCGUCGCCCGCCUCCGCAGCUUCUUGGUCGGCCGCACCAUCCCUGUGAAACACCUUGACGAGGACCUGGAGAACGGCAUCAGUCAGGAGAUCCUGCAGGACCUGGUGGCCUCCUGCGUCCGGCUCAGCCUGGUGGCUGGUCUGGAUGUGGACCAGUUGCACAAGGAGAAUAUCACCAAGCACCGACAACAUCAAGAUGAAGAGUCCAAACUACCACAGCACCUCUUAGAGAAACUCAUACAUUGCCAUUUGACUGCCGAGCAGGCCUGUGCAAAAGUCAACGGCAGCUGUGACCCCAAAGCCUUGAAGACAUCCAUCAAGCAGCCGCGCCCGCAGACUCUGCCUGACCUUAAGAUCCCCCUCUACAAGCCCAUGAACUCGUGCUCGGAUAACCAAGAAUCGGACAGUGAUGAGAACAAGAACGACAAGUCAGACAAUCAGGAUGGAGGGGACUUGCAGAACUGGCAGCAAGGCUACAGCCUGAAUUCUAACAAGCCCUCCUCUCCGCAAGCCUCUCAACGAUCUGGCUGCUCUCAAGACGGGUCAGGGAAGCGCCCAAAGCGAGGUCGCUACCGCUGCUAUGACCGCGAUUGCCUGAUGCAAGCAGUCAACGCCGUCCAAAGAGGGGAGAUGACAGUCACUCGUGCUGGGAACGUCUUUGGUGUUCCGCAUUCCACGCUAGAGUAUAAAGUGAAAGAGCGCCACUUGAAACGUCUCGGCAAGCGAAUCGGCAGCCAGAAAGUCAAGACGGAGUAUGAUCCCGGGGAGCCGUCCAGCACUCAAGGCCUGCCAACGAGCGUCUACCAACAAGAAGCCCAACAGAUGCCUGCGGUCAGUGAUGUGCACCGGCCUUUUGAGAGCUUCGCUGAGAGGCUGCGCGCAAUGAGUGAGAAGCAAGCCAUGCACAACAACCUCAAUUUCCUCAAGCAGAGUCUGGCUGGGCCCCAGCAGCAGCAGCAGCAGCACCAGCAGCCCACUGCGUACCUCGCCCAGACCUUGCUGGCCCCGGCUCUUGGCAUCAGCCCAGAGCUGGCUGACAAAUACUACGUGCUCGACGGCCAGCAUGCGGCCGCCUUGGCCUCUCACUCCCUGGGCCUGUCCAAGCACUGGAUUGGUUGGCCUGUGCACCCUGCCUUCAAAACUGCCGCCUAUCCCCACCUCAAGGAUGGGCUGAAUGGAGGCCCGGCCGUCCUCUAUGCCGCGCCUGAUCUGGUGGGCAUGCGGAAUUCCUCCGUGAGUGACGCCAUCAACCGGCUGGUGGAAGCCCAGAUUUACGACUCUCUCUACGGUGGGGAGCCUCAGCCGCCGACUUUGAGAGGCACAGGUAAGGGCGAGGGUAGACCGAGCCAGUUAGAGUCCACAAUAAGAGAGGCCUUGGAUGCGGGGCCCUCAACAUCUAGUGUCAAGCAAGAGCCAGCAUCUCCUGACGGGGUCCGAAGCUAUAAUUCGGGGGUGGGGGAAGGGUCCAAGAAGCGAUCUCACCUGCCUGAUGGUGAGCCACAGCACAUUGCUAGCAAAAUAUCAAGAGCCAGUCAGGAAUGACAACUGCUCUGCGUACUUGGUUGUAAACUUAAAAAAAUUUUCAACGUUUUGGCACUUCUGAAAGAAGUCGGUUUGACAGGAAUGCAGUUAACAAGUACACAAAGGUUCCUUGUACCAUUGGGGGUUGCAGGGAAAAAGGAUGCAUUUUCUUUUACCAGUUUUUGCUCUUACCAAGUGAACAGGAAGAGCUCCUGUUGCAACUUGGCUAGAUCUUGGGAUGUCAAAAUGCUGCAUAGGAAUAUUUUACUCGCUUGCGGUUUAUUCUGCAGUGCACAAGAUAUACUUUGCUUCUUAAGAGGAUGUUACUGCAGGGAUGCAUGUAUCCGAAUACUUGCCUGUAGCAACAUUGUUUUUGGUCCUGUACAUGUUAAGAUAUUGAUGAAAUCUUAAUGACGCACUUGUACAGUUGUACAAGGAGAGUGUACUUUCAUUUUUAUCAAAAUGAUGAAAUAGUCUCCGGGUAUUAGCCAAGGUGCUAAUAGCAAAUUUUUAAGCAACUAGGGUGUGCUACAACCUUUUUAACUUAUACUUAACUGUGUUUAGGAAUAGCUAAAUAUUUCUCCUCUCCCUUUCUGUUUUUGUAACUUUUUAGGAUGAAAUCAAACACAAAUUUUCAAAAACUAUACAUUUGUAUUUAAAUUGUAACUC
Acanthaster planci (crown-of-thorns starfish) is the source of this 3103-nucleotide messenger RNA. Its product is annotated as ligand-dependent nuclear receptor corepressor-like protein. Gene Ontology annotation, biological process: regulation of transcription by RNA polymerase II. Gene Ontology annotation, cellular component: nucleus. Gene Ontology annotation, molecular function: DNA binding. The record is from RefSeq and is a predicted model, not a curated record. NCBI's taxonomy places the organism in Eukaryota, Metazoa, Echinodermata, Asteroidea, Valvatida, Acanthasteridae.